Messenger RNA from Spirometra erinaceieuropaei, 1425 nucleotides. The record is from the annotation of a GenBank genome assembly. Lineage: Eukaryota; Metazoa; Platyhelminthes; Cestoda; Diphyllobothriidea; Diphyllobothriidae.
AUGAAAACGCUGACACGCGAGAUUAACGCGACGCUGUUUGCAAUGGAGUACUCAGGUGCAAUAUCGCCAAUCGACCGACGCAUGGCGAGAGCACAGGAAACGGCCCUAGCCCGAUUCUACGGUCUCCCAAAAGUGCACAAAGAGGGCGCUCCUCUCCGGCCUAUCGUAUCACUAAAGGGCACUGCAACCUACGGACUGGCAAAGUGGCUUUUCCAACUUCUCAAGUUUCUGACCUCCGAUUCGAACACCACAGUCAGCUCGUCAACGCAAUUCUUGGAGAAACUUAAAGGAGUAAGUCUCCUGCCAAGCGAUAUCAUGGUUUCCUUUGAUGUCACGUCUCUUUUUACUUCUAUCCCGCAGGACCUGACAGUCGAGACAAUCGAACUACUCCUACGAGAGAAGUACGACGAAACGGAGAAUCGCCUCGGACACGCCCAAAUCAUCCAGCUCCUGAAGUUCUGUCUCAAGACGUACUUUACAUUCGACGGAACAAUCUACGAGCAGGUGAAGGGAACGCCAAUGGGUUCGCCGAUUUCGGGACUCAUAGCCGAGGCGGUCCUUCAACGGCUGGAGUCGCUGGUUUUCCGACACCACAGACUGAAAUUCUGGGCUCGGUAUGUGGAUGACACCUUCGUCGUCAUCGAACGGGAUCAGGUGCUGACUUUCAAAGAACAACUCAACGCCGUCUUCCCGGACAUUCAGUUUACGAUGGAGGAGGAGGAAAACAAUCAGCUGGCCUUCCUGGAUGUCCUCGUCUGCCGCAAAGAUUGUGGUGGCCUAAAAACCAAAGUGUUCAGGAAAUCGACAAAUACGACGCAAAUACUGAACUUCAAUAGCAACCACCCGAUCAGUCACAAACGCAGUUGCGUAAGGGCGCUAUAUCGGCGUGUUGAGACGCACUGCAGUGAAAUGGAAGACAAGGUUGCUGAAUUACAAUAUCUUCGACGGGUAAUGAGAGCCAAUGGCUACCCGCGCAACUUUGUCAACCAGUGCAUACGAAAAGGACACCAGAGACCAAAUCCAACUAGCCCCAAAUUUUGGCGGGCUCUUCCAUACGUGGAGAACGUCUCGGAAGCCGUCAGUCGUCUUCUCACUCCACUUGGAGUUGUGGUUGCACACAGGCCGGAAGCAACCAUUAGGCGCCAAGUAAUGAGGCCAAAAGACCCGCUGCCACGGCAGGAAACGUCUAGAGUCGUUUACCGGAUCUGGUAUAGUUGCGGACAAAGCAAUUAUGUCGGAGAAACUGGGAGAUUACUCCGUACGCGACUUGCCGAGCACGCAGCAGCAGUGAGGCGGGGAGACGCUAACUCUCAGGUGGCGGCACACUCGACGGGACCCGGCCAUAUUUUCAAAUUUCAAGAGGCCGAAAUCCUCGCAAGGGGUGACAACCGCGUGAGCCGCGAGCUGCUCGAGUCAUGGUUCUAA